AUGAUGGAGUCUGUGGUGUUCAGACAGGUUCUGCGGUCAACCAUGAUAGUGGAUUUUAAGUCACUCCAGUUGUUGCUGACUGUGACUGUGACUGUGACUCUGGCCAAGAUCUAUCUGCCUCAUAUUGCACACAACACAUUAUCGGAGACAUUAACAACAGAGUCGUACUGGCCACGUCGCAGGAGCGACCUCCAAACUUCUUUUUGCUGGGUAAUCGCGUCUCCAGACGCUAUUACCCAUCAUAAAAUUUUGAAGUUACUUUCAUUCUCAGGUCUGGAGGAGACGCUGAGGGUGGCUGGUGCGGGUGUGGCUGCUGUAGCAGCCAGAGCAUUGCGGCCUCAAUGCUCCAUCAUCCUUUUCAUAGAUGGCAGCACUUCCGCCACCACUGUCUUCUCGGAAUUAGAAGGACUGGGAGCGUCCUGGGGGUUUACAGUGUUUGAGGUGACAGCAGAGAGCAACAGUGCAAAUCAGGAGGCUCGGUUAUCCCGAGUGGUUGCUCAGGCUCGUCAGUUGCGGCAGAUGUCGUGGUGUGUGACGGUGAUGGUGGUGAGUGAUGACUCCACCUUCCUGGCAGCUUCUGUCAAGUGGGCUCUCAAGGGCCGCCUUCUGUUGUGGUCCACUCGGUUCCUGGCCAUCACUCGCCGGCCUCUCUCAGACCUAUCUCACCUAUACACUUCUUUCUCUAUGAUGAACGCCAUGCUACUCAUUCUGGAUGCCUCCUCCUGGUGUAGUGUGUACGUACACCUGCCCUACAGCCCCAUGGAGACUCAGGUGGUACAAGUAGCCAGCUGGUCACCCCAUCACAACCUCACCUUCCACACUCAUCUCCAGCUCUUCCCUGAGAAGUUCUCCAGACUGAAGUAUGGUCCUCUGUUAGUGGUGGCAGCGGAAGAAUUCCCACCUCACGUAGUGAAUGACAACACCAAAAUAUUCAAGGGACCCCUGGUUAACCUCUUGAACCUACUAGCACACUCCAUCAACUUUACGUUUAAGUUUUCGCGACCACCGGAUGGAGCAUGGGGACUGAAGCGGCCUGAUGGAUCUUGGUCUGGCAUGAUUGGCAUGGUGGGCAGGCAGGAGGCGGAUCUUGGUCUUGGCCCCUUUGGUAUAAGUUCAAUUCGCGCUGAGAUGGUCGAUUUUACGAGGUUAAUAUUGGUCGACUAUAUACGUAUCAUGGGAGGUCGAGGGCGAUCUGAGGUAGACCCCUGGGGCUUCCUACUGCCUCUGCAGCCUCUAGUGUGGACGUUCCUCCUGGCAACGUUACUGAUGUUGCUGGGAACCUCGUUUGUCCUGUCCUUGUACUUCCCGCGUCGGGAUACCAGUCUUGCUAGCCAGGUCACUACCAACUUCGGCUUAUAUAUACGCGUUUUAUUGCAACAAGACACACGAGGUGGAGGUAAGCAUUGGUGGGAGAGGCUGGUGCUGGGAGGAUGGUUGGUGAUGGUGCUAGUAUUGUCACGCACCUACGCUGGGAUGCUCACCUCUAUCCUAGCAGUAAGGUACAUACCACAGCCUUACCAGACCUUGAGAGACCUGGUUGACGACUCUCGGGCAACUAUGGUAUUUGAAGCUGGCACUAUCUCCAUGCAGUAUAUUCAGUCUGUGCAAUCUGGGAUAUUCCGUGAAGUAAUGGACUCUCAAAAAGUUGGGCGGCUCAUGUUAGUGACGACAGCUGAGUACCUGAAGGUCGCGGACACAAUAGCCAAAAAGGGCAGCCAGGCACUGAUCGUUGAGGACCUCACCAGCAAGGUCAUCAUGACAGAACACUUCUCUCUUACAGGUCCCUCACCUAACUGAUCAUCUCGGUAAAACUUGCAAUUUAGCCCUUAAAUAACAACGCUCUUCUUGCCGAAUGAGGCAAGCGAAAAUUUGUUUGCAAUAAUUUCCCAAAAAUCAUUCUGAGCGUAAUGAAAAAAAUAUACUUCAUUGUGUUUGUUUAUUAUUAAACUACUGUAAACUUAUCUAAAAUAUAUUUAGUUGGAUUAGGCUAAA
Messenger RNA from Cherax quadricarinatus, 1992 nucleotides. Lineage: Eukaryota; Metazoa; Arthropoda; Malacostraca; Decapoda; Parastacidae. The record is from RefSeq and is a predicted model, not a curated record.